AUGUCAACCAGGACCUUUGUUGUUUCCGCCUUGGUGGGAACCUGUUCCCUUUUCACAAACGCCUUUGUGUUUCCUCGAGCCAUGCCGCAAAAGACGACUACCAACCUGGACAUGUGCAUCUGCAUCGACUGUGCCCGAGUGACCAACUGUCAAGCAUACCAUUUUGUAGAAUCCAAGCACAAUCAGCCACAUAUAAGCAAAAGUCCAACAUUCAUGCCCCAACAAGGAUCCCCCACAAUACACGUCAAUGUGAGAACCAUUCGUACACAAGAAGAUCGUCAAAAAGAAAUGGAACGCAUGUGGAGCGAACACGAGACCGAGACCGCCAAUGCCAUGGCCAAGGCAGAACAACAGCAAGACAAUGACAAUAGUGAACCACUCGUGGGAGAAACCAAAUAUGAUCUCAGCCCCACCACAACCACCGAAUACGAUGUCGUCAAAUGCGCCGAUUAUCAACACGACCAGGAUUGUUGGAUCCGAAACAUGCCACAGGAAAUCAAAGAUGCCAAUCCACAAUUUGUGCCGAGUUAG
Molecule: messenger RNA, 531 nt
Organism: Seminavis robusta
Lineage: Eukaryota; Bacillariophyta; Bacillariophyceae; Naviculales; Naviculaceae
Source: the annotation of a GenBank genome assembly